AUGCAGCCACAAAGAGGGCCGCAACAGGUGCGCUUUUACAUCCUCACCAGCCGCGGAAAGACGUGUAUGGCAGAGGGGGCCAGAUGGGGCUUCCGCAGAUGCAACAACCGACGAUGUAAACAAAUAAGCCGCAAAUCGGUUGCCAUUGAAUUUUCUCCUUUGUUCUCUACCGAGAUAUUCCACAUACCCUGGAUUUAUACACCAGUGCGGACUGCCCUGGCUAUAUGGCAUCACCUGAUCAAGACUGAGGUCCCAGAACUGGCCAAGUGGUCAGUGCUGAUGAGGGAGCGCCGCCGGGUGGAGGAAAUGAUGCAGGCCAUGCAGCAAGCUGGUGCAGGGAGCCUACAGGUCAUCUCUGACUUUGACAUGACACUUACCAGAUUUGCCCAUAAUGGGAAGAGAGUGCCCACCACUCAUAAUAUCCUGGUUAACAGGUUAUUAAUCAAUGAAGACUGUGCUAGAAAGAUGAGGGAGUUGUUGGACACCUACUACCCUGUAGAGAUUGAUGCAAGUCGGACUACUGAGGAGAAGCUGCCCCUUAUGGUGGAAUGGUGGACCAAAGUCCAUGAGCUGUUGAUUCAGCAGAGGAUUAGGAGGGAUAUGCUGCCUCAAGCCGUCAAGGAGUCCGGUGCUAUGCUCAGGGAAGGCUACAAGGUGUUCUUUGACCACCUGGCCAAGCAGCAGGUUCCUCUGUUGAUCUUCUCGGCUGGUGUAGGAGACAUUCUGGAGGAGGUGAUCCGCCAAAACAAUGUCUUCCACCCCAAUGUCCAUGUCAUCUCCAAUUACAUGGACUUUGACCACACUGGGGUGCUACAAGCCUUCAAGGGCCAACUCAUCCACACCUUCAACAAGCGGGAGGGUGCUCUGUCACAUGCAGCCCAGCUCAGGGAGCUGCAGGGUCGGCCCAACGUGCUGCUGCUGGGGGACUCCCUGGGAGACCUGACCAUGGCGGAUGGUGUGUCCAAGCCCCAGAACAUCCUGACCAUCGGCUUUCUCAAUGACCAGGUUGAAGAGAGAAAAGAGUCAUAUGUCAACUCAUUUGACAUUGUCCUGGUGAAUGAUGAAACUAUGGACAUCCCAAACGCGGUCCUCAACUAUAUCACCUCAUCAAGUGACAAGACACACACGACAGUGUGAAAACACUGGGCCAAGUACAGCAUAUUUCCUGGUCACGCCUUAUCAGGGAUUUACUCUCCAGUCUAACAUCAGGCGUCAUGAAUUACUGUUACUCGGGCCAUUCACCUUGUUGCAUGCUGGAACCCAAUCACCAUGGCAGCAUCAGGUACCUCAAAACAGCGAGAGAUGAAC
This is a messenger RNA of Lampris incognitus (smalleye Pacific opah), 1308 nucleotides long. RefSeq names its product 7-methylguanosine phosphate-specific 5'-nucleotidase-like. Bases 1 to 1137 code for a protein of 378 amino acids. The transcript is spliced from 11 exons. Gene Ontology annotation, cellular component: cytoplasm. Gene Ontology annotation, molecular function: 5'-nucleotidase activity; magnesium ion binding. The record is from RefSeq and is a predicted model, not a curated record. Lineage: Eukaryota; Metazoa; Chordata; Actinopteri; Lampriformes; Lampridae.